GUAUCUGGCACACCAAACGACAUGUGCCCUGAGCUCCUUGCCGGCAUACCCUAUGGCUAUAAAUCUGAUAUAUGGUUGCUUGGAUACUGUAUGUUUGACAUUGCUACACAUCGAACCCCGUUUAAAGCUUCUUGUCACAACCAUUCACCUAGAAAAUCUAUCAGUCCGAGAGGUAGCAGAGACAGACAGUUGAAGCUAAAAGAGAAGAGAACUGUCCUUUACUUUGACGAAAGUGAUAACAUUCAGCCAAGAAACUUAUCUUACAAUUAUAACACGUUCCAGGCCAAACUUGACACUAAGAGAGUCGAUCCAAAAAGCUACUCGGUUAGUGAGGAUUCUAAAGGUGGUGAGAUGAGUGAGGCAGCUGUUUGCAAUGGAUAUGAUCAACAGGAGACAAUCUCACAAAUAGAAACUACGAUCACUCCAAGCUCGUCAAGUUCAAGGGCAAAAACAUGGUCCGAGGAACAAGAGCAUGUUUCUCCAGAGCAUGUUAGUCGAUUUGAGGAGGGUGAUACGAAGAAUAACAAGACAAAAGAGCUUGAGGUGUUGAGCAGUCCACUGGACCAUGAGGAAACAGAUAUAGUGGAAUGUAUCUCCGCAAAAUAUAGCAGAAUGACAUUGUCUGAUGGAAGAUUCAAAGUCGUUCAAAGUCGUCUCGCUCCCUUUCCCUCGAAUUUUGGGUUGUCAUAG
Molecule: messenger RNA, 690 nt
Organism: Capsicum annuum
Lineage: Eukaryota; Viridiplantae; Streptophyta; Magnoliopsida; Solanales; Solanaceae
Product: serine/threonine-protein kinase Nek5-like
Exons: 3
Source: RefSeq, a predicted model, not a curated record